Betta splendens (Siamese fighting fish) is the source of this 3363-nucleotide messenger RNA. Its product is annotated as RAS guanyl-releasing protein 2-like. The transcript has 17 exons. The record is from RefSeq and is a predicted model, not a curated record. Gene Ontology annotation, cellular component: plasma membrane. Bases 426 to 2222 code for a protein of 598 amino acids. Lineage: Eukaryota; Metazoa; Chordata; Actinopteri; Anabantiformes; Osphronemidae. Gene Ontology annotation, molecular function: guanyl-nucleotide exchange factor activity; calcium ion binding. Gene Ontology annotation, biological process: Ras protein signal transduction; positive regulation of GTPase activity.
GCGGUCCGGCCGCGAUCAGACGAGUGCGCGCCGCGCUGCUUCCGCGACUCCGGCGCGCGCGCGCCCGCGCGCUCCGCAUCCACAACUUACUUCCCAGUGCGCCGGGAGGGGACUUCAGCGCGUUGUAGGCUCAGGGUGCCGCGAGCGCACCCGCACACUGCGCUGAGGGGAGCGACGCCGUUAACUCGCACGGAACCCGAGGGUACGUCCACCGACGAGUUCGUCUGCAACAACCGAUUCUCCCACCCGGUGAUCAGACAGGCGCGGAGAGUUCGGUGGUGCCGGUGAUGUAACGGGUUUCAUCUCAACUGUUGCCACAUUAGCCUCUCCUCUUAGAGCAUGGGACCCCUCAAACUCUAAAGGCGCCGGAGUCGAACGAGGCGGAGGGAGAAACCCCGGGAAACGAGGCGGCGAGGAGCGGAGCCAUGGAGUCCAUACUGUCGGAGCAGUCGGCCACAGUGGACGAGCUGGUGGAAGCGUGCAUCCAGGCCUUCGAUGAGAAGGGCACUUUGAAGGACGCUACCUUGGUGCGCAUGGUCCUCAUGAUGCACCCCUGGUACAUCCCUUCCACCGACAUGGCCAAGAAGCUGGUGCUGAAAUCCCAAGAGGAGAGCUGCACCGCUGAGCGCCAAACGAGAAUAUGCCACCUUAUCAAGUACUGGAUCUCCGAGUUUCCAGCGGAGUUCACUCUGAACCCGGAGCUGGCCGACCAGAUCAAAGACUAUAAAGACCUUUUGACCACCGAGGGCAACGAGCAGCAGAGCCAGCUCAUUGACCUCGACAGUGUGCCGUCGCACAAAUGGAAGCGGCAGGUGACGCAGCGCGUGCCGUCGGUGAGCAAAAAGAGGAAGAUGUCGCUGCUCUUUGACCACCUGGACUCAUGUGAGCUGGCCGAACACCUCACCUACCUGGAGUACAAGUCCUUCUGCAAGAUCCUGUUCCAGGACUACCACAGCUUCGUGAUGCACGGCUGCACGGUGGACAACCCCAUCCUGGAGCGCUUCAUCACGCUCUUCAACAGCGUGUCCCAGUGGAUUCAGCUGAUGGUGCUCAGCAAGCCCACCGCCCCGCAGAGGGCCGCCGUCAUCUCCCACUUCAUCCGCGUGGCGCAGAAGCUGCUGCAGCUGCAGAACUUCAACACCCUGAUGGCCGUGGUGGGCGGCCUCAGCAACAGCUCCAUCUCCCGCCUCAAAGACACGCAGGCCCACAUCGGCGCCGAGACCAAUAAGGUUUUCAACAACCUCAUCGAACUGGUGACGUCGUGCGGCAACUACAGCCAGUACCGCAAGCGCUUCUCCGAGUGCUCCGGCUUCCGGUUCCCCAUCCUGGGCGUGCACCUGAAGGACCUGAUAGCCGUGCACGUGGCGCUGCCGGACUGGGUGGACAAAGAGAAGACCAGGGUGAACCUGGCCAAAACCCAGCAGCUGUACGCCAUCCUGCAGGAGCUGGCGCUCAUCCAGGCCACCUCGCCCAACAUCGACGCCAACACGGACCUGGUCAACCUCCUCACGGUGUCAUUGGACCAGUACCACACCGAGGAGGAGAUCUACCAGAUGUCCCUACAGAGGGAACCACGGAAGCCAGUGCAAAACUCCAGCCCCUCCCCCACGCCCGACCCCCAGCCCCCGAUGAUCGACGAGUGGGCCGUGUCGGUGAAGCCCAACGCCGACCCGACCAUCAUCAAGAAACACAUAGAGAAGAUGGUGGAGUCGGUCUUCAAGAACUUUGACACGGACGGCGACGGACACAUCUCCAGGGACGAGUUCGAGGCCAUCAGGAACAACUUCCCUUACCUCAGCAAGUUCGGGGAGCUGGACAAGAACCAGGACGGGAAGAUCAGCCGGGAUGAGAUGGUCGACUACUUCAUGAAAGCCAGCUCGCUGCUCAACUGCAAGAUGGGCUUCAUCCACACCUUCACCGAGGCCACCUACGUCAAGCCCACGUUCUGCGAGCACUGCGCCGGCUUCAUUUGGGGUUUUUACAAGCAAGGCUACAAGUGCAAAGCCUGCGGGGUCAACUGCCACAAGGCCUGCCGGAGCCGCCUGGCCGUGGAGUGCAGGAAGAGGACCAAGAGCAUCAGCCACGAGGCGCCGCCGGCGCUGCAGGCCCGGUCCUACAGCUUCCCUCCGCCGGCCAACGCGCCGCCCAGCCUGCAGAGCACCGUGAUUGCCGAAGAGGACCUGGAGACAGUGGAGCAGGGAGUGUUUGACGUGCACCUAUAACCAGACGCCCUCCCACGUGCUGAGCCAAGCCUGAGAGCACGAGACGCUGCCACGCGGUGGACACACGCUGCAACAGCAACACCCCACGCAACAACGAAUGUGAACGGAUCCGUCUGUCUGAAUACUGUGUUUACUGUGUGCGUUUUGAUCCCGUGUCGGCCAGUGGUGUGACUGUAAAUAUAUAUAAACUAUAUAUUAGUAAAAAAAAAAAUCCACGCAAUUGUAUCUUGUUGGUGGAACGUUAAAGUCAGUGGGGUUUGUAGCUUGAGCUGACUGUGGACUUUUACUUUGGAGGUGCUUUUAUUUGCCACGAAUGUAAAGCUGCCACAGACUAAGCUGCUGUUUCUAUUGGCCGGUGGACCAGUGACUGUGGAAGUGUCCGUUUCCUGUAGCUGUAGCCGCGUUGCCGUUGUUUCCGGUGAAAAGCGCUGCUCUCACGUGAAGGACCCGCCCCGUUCCGAUCAACACAUUGACGGCAGCGAGAGAGGAGGCCGGCGAAACUCCCGCCGAGGCCUCUAUCAGUUUUCUAAACGAGCUCUCGAGCUCUUAAGCUGUCGGUUAGAAAAAUAAAUGAAUAAAAUGAAAACACGUCCAACGAGAGGCAUCACAAGCGGAGUAAUGAGGCUUUUCAUUUGACAGCAGCUUAUGAAAACAUUUCCCUGAGAAUCCGUUCCGAUGCGAGUUGUACUUCGCCGCUUUCAUCCCGCAUGCCCCCCCCCCCCCCCCCCCCCUUCGCAGCUCUGUUCUCGGGCCAAUCGUCUCCGACGCUCACUUCCUUAAUGCAGCGCGCCAAGUUAUCAUUUAUUUAGGGAACAUGAAGUCUUGAAACUCCAGACAGAGGAAACGUUCUGUUGCUCUGUGCCUCUGGAGAGAUGAAUUCCGACUUCGAGUGCCACAUUCAUAAGCGCUAAUUUGUCGCUGAAUGAGACUGCUCGCAGUUGCUAUUUAUUUGUGUGUGUAAAGUGCCACGUGGCUGCUGGCCCUUCGCCGUCGCUCUGCGCCUCUCGUUGUUCUGUGAAUGAGUCUUUUAGACUGAUGUCAUGUUUCUCCUUGUGGCUCCCACAUGAUUCCAGUAUUAAAUGCGCCGAGCAUCUUCCUUUUUAUGUGUUCUGAGUGUAAUAAGAAUGAUCCUGUACAAACA